Triticum turgidum subsp. durum (durum wheat) is the source of this 1371-nucleotide messenger RNA. Lineage: Eukaryota; Viridiplantae; Streptophyta; Magnoliopsida; Poales; Poaceae. The record is from the annotation of a GenBank genome assembly.
AUGCAGGAACACAACCCAACAAAAUUACAACAGCACGUCAUGUCUACGCUCAGCUUCACCGUCCUCCGGAGAGAGCCCGUGCUCGUCGGCCCAGCGUCGCCGACGACACCGCGGGAGAAGAAACGCCUCUCCGACGUCGACGACCAAGACGAGCUGCGGUCGCACGUCCGCGGCAUCUUCUUCUAUCGCCGCGGUGGGCUCGCGCGUGGCGACCCCGUGGACACCAUCCGCCGAGCCUUGUCCGAGGCGCUGGUGCACUACUACCCGCUCGCCGGGCGGCUGCGCGAGGUGGAGGACCGGAAACUGGUCGUCGACUGCACCGGCCAAGGGGUGACGUUUGUCGAGGCGGACGCCGACGUGCGCCUGGUGGAUCUCGAGGCCGACGUGCCCGGGCUGAUGCCGCCAUUCCCGUGGAUUGAGGAGCUCUGCUUCGAGGUGGAAGGCUCCAACGCUGUGCUCAACUGCCCCUUGGUGGUCAUUCAGGUCACGCGGCUCCUGUGCGGCGGCUUCGCCGUGUGGCAUAGCUUCAACCACACCGUCGCCGACGCCACGGGAAUCAUCCAGUUCCUGAACGCCGUUGCCGAGCUCGCUCGAGGCCUCCCUGCGCCGACCGUCGCGCCUGCAUGGUCACGCGAGGUUCUUGACGCGCGAAGCCCCCCAACGCCCUCAUUCCCGCACCCGGAGUACGAUCAAGUGCCCCUGACGCCGACACCAACACAGGACGACAUUGUAAGGCGCGCCUUCGUGUUCGGACCUUCAGACGUCGCCGCAAUCAAGAAAGGCCUGCCGCCUCACCUCCGAGACAGGGCAACGAGCUUCGAGGUGCUCGCGGCGGUGCUGUGGCGCGCCCGCACAGCGGCGUUGAGGACGCUCCGGUCGGACGAGGAGGCGCGCCUGGUGACCGUCGUCAGCGUGAGGAGGCACAGCAGCGCCCUGCGCCUCCCCGACGGCUACUACGGCUUCGCUUGCGCGUACGUCACCGUGGUGAUGGCCGCCGGCACGCUGCUCAGCUGCUCAUUGGCGGACGUGGUGGAGCAGUUGCGGGAGGCCAAGGCGUCAGUGACACCCGAGUAUAUCCGCUCCAUGGCGGACCUUCUGGUGCUCCGUGGCCGGCCGUCUUUGGCGAGGGCAAACGUGUUCCUCCUGUCUGACCUCCGGCACGUUGGGUUCCAACGCGUGGACUUCGGGUGGGGCGAGCCGGUGUACAGCGGUCCCUCUCACGUGAACUUCCGGAAUGCCUUCUUUGUGGCUGUCAAGAACAGCGACGGGGCGGACGCGGUGGCCGUGCCGGUGGCACUGCCAACCAUGGCCAUGGACAAGUUCGCGGCGGAGAUCCAGAGCUUGCUCAAGGAUAGUAUUAAACAGCCCUAG